Molecule: messenger RNA, 2087 nt
Organism: Drosophila ananassae
Lineage: Eukaryota; Metazoa; Arthropoda; Insecta; Diptera; Drosophilidae
Product: probable cytochrome c oxidase subunit 1
Exons: 1
Coding region: 447-1997 (516 amino acids)
Biological process (GO): respiratory electron transport chain; electron transport coupled proton transport; aerobic respiration
Cellular component (GO): membrane; respiratory chain complex IV
Molecular function (GO): heme binding; cytochrome-c oxidase activity
Source: RefSeq, a predicted model, not a curated record
AAGAAAUACCGAAAGCUGAUAUAACACUGAAAGUUAUUGGCCAUCAAUGGUAUUGGAGUUACCAAUAUCCAGAAUAUCAAGGUGUGUCAUUUGAUAGUUAUAUUAAGGGAAAAGAAGACUUUAUCGAAGGAGAUUUAAAGCUAUUCUCUGUUGAUAACAACAUCGUUUUACCCAUUAAUACUAAUGUUCGUUUACAAGUUACAGCAGGAGAUGUGAUACACAGCUGGGGAGUGCCGGCUUUUGGUGUAAAAAUUGAUGCGAUACCAGGUAGGCUGAAUGAGGCGUGGUUUAAUAUCAAAAAGUCUGGUGUUUAUUACGGGCAGUGCUAUGAAUUGUGUGGUCAAGGCCAUGGAUUUAUGCCAAUUGUUGUUGAAGCAGUAAGCAAAGAAGAUUUUAAUAAGUGGAUUGAAAAUAGAAAAUUAGUGAGUUAAAUUUGGAGUAUAGAUAUGAGUGACGUACCAAAGGGCGUAAAGCGUUGGUUGUUUUCCACCAAUCAUAAAGAUAUAGGGACACUGUACAUUAUUUUUUCCAUAUUAGCUGGAAUUAUUGGUGGAUUAUUAUCGGUGAUUAUUCGCAAUCAGCUAAUGCACAUUAAUAUACUUAACAAUAAUUAUCAAUUAUAUAACGUAAUGGUUACAGGGCAUGCGUUGAUAAUGGUGUUUUUUAUGAUAAUGCCAGCCCUCAUGGGAGGAUUUGGUAAUUGGUUUGUGCCUCUUAUGAUCGGUGCACCAGAUAUGGCGUUUCCUCGUAUGAAUAAUUUGAGUUUCUGGUUAUUAGUGUCAUCUUUUAUUUUGCUCAUUCUCUCAGUGUUUAUUGGUGAAGGUCCAGGUACAGGUUGGACUUUAUAUCCACCUUUAUCACAGGUAAUGUCCCAUCCAAGUGCAGGAGUUGACAUUGCUAUACUUGCACUUCAUGUUGCUGGUAUGUCGUCAAUUGUUGGGGCGAUCAACUUUAUAGUUACUAUAUUUAACAUGCGCGCAAAAGGCAUGUCAUUAACUAAGAUGCCACUGUUUGUUUGGUCUGUCUUGCUAACAGCAUUUAUGUUGAUUGUUGCCUUACCAGUGCUUGCCGGUGCUAUAACUAUGCUUCUUACUGAUCGCAAUAUUGGUACUUCCUUUUUUGAUCCUGCCGGUGGUGGCGAUCCUGUGUUAUUUCAACAUCUAUUUUGGUUUUUUGGUCAUCCAGAAGUUUACGUAAUUAUUUUUCCUGCAUUUGGCAUCAUAAGUCAGGUUGUAUCAACUUUUUCUCACAGACCUGUAUUUGGUUACAUAGGGAUGGUUUAUGCAAUGAUAGGUAUAGCAGUAUUUGGCUUUAUGGUUUGGGCUCACCAUAUGUUCACUGUUGGGCUUAGUGCUGACGCUGCUGCAUUUUUUAGCACUACCACAAUUUUUAUCGGUGUUAUAACUGGUGUAAAAGUCUUUAGCUGGAUUGCAACUAUGUGGGGCGGAGCAAUUGAGUUUAAAACCCCUAUGCUAUUUGCACUAGGUUUUAUUUUUAUGUUUGUUGGCGGUGGCAUAACGGGAAUAAUUCUUUCUCAUGGUGGAAUAGAUAAGCUCCUGCACGACACCUAUUAUGUUGUUGCUCACUUCCAUUAUGUCAUGUCACUUGCUGCAUUAUUUGGAGCUUUUGCUGGCUUUUAUUAUUGGAUUGGUAAAAUGUCGGGUAAACAAUAUAAUGAGCGCUUAGGUCAAAUCCACUUUUGGCUUACUUUUAUUAGCACCAAUAUCACUUUUUUACCUCAACAUUUCUUAGGAUUAGCUGGUAUGCCAAGGCGUAUACCUGAUUAUCCUGAUGCGUUUAUCCCUUGGAAUUAUAUAUCCUCAAUUGGUUCGUAUAUGUCCUUUGUUUCAGUUAUGUUUUUUGUGUUUAUAGUUAUACAUCUUUUUAAAUGGGGCAAGAAAGCUGGAGAUAAUCCUUGGGGAGGUGACACCUUGGAAUGGACGGUAUCUUCACCACCGCCUUUUCAUACUUUCGAAAAACCACCAGUGGUAAAAUAGAAUGUACACAAGUGUUUUGCUAAAUGUUGAAUCAACAAUACUGGAUUUUUGGCGUUUGCUGAAGCCAAGGAUAAUGUAUCUUGUGGUAUU